Molecule: messenger RNA, 1221 nt
Organism: Sturnus vulgaris (Common starling)
Lineage: Eukaryota; Metazoa; Chordata; Aves; Passeriformes; Sturnidae
Gene: DRC10
Product: dynein regulatory complex subunit 10
Molecular function (GO): protein binding
Source: RefSeq, a predicted model, not a curated record
AUGGCAACAGGGGAUUCAAGCAACCUCAUGAAGAAAAGAACCUUGGUGAAGGGCAUGGCAACUCCGAGCAAGGCAGGGAUCCCAUUCGGUGCCACGAAGGUGUUAGAUCCAGGCCAGUUAAAGCCUGAUAGCAUGGAGACAGAAAGAAUCCUGACUGUCUUGGAUGAGACCAUUGUUAAGCUGGAGAUCACCAGGCUGAUCCUAUGGAUUAUUGGCUCCCUGGAGAGGUAUGCUAGGAUGCUGGGACCUGAGAUCACAAGCAGCCUUGUGGAGCAUCAGAAGCUUUCAAUGGAAGUACAGCACCUGCUCUCCAGCCCUGGAGAUGAGGAGAGCAGGAGAGCUGUGGAGCAGCGCCUGAAAUGUUCCCUGAGAAACAUCUUGAGGCUCUUCCUGGCCAACCCCUUGCUUUACCACGGACUGAAAUACGAAGUUCGGGUGAGAGAGUCACCAGCUGAUGUGUUUGUCAAAGCCUUUGUGGAAUUCCGGGAUUUCACGCUUGAGAGGCUCCUGACCAGUCCUGAUGAAGAGAAGGAAAAGAUUCGAUUCAUGGAAGACAUUUCCCUUGAGGUUGAGAAAAACACAGAAAUUAUCUCAGCUCUACAGGAAGAGCUCGCAUUAGCCAUCCAGACUCGAGAUGAGGAGGUUAACAGGAAGGACAAAACGAUUGAAAACCUCAAAACCAGCAUGGAAAAUCUGGCCAAGAGCUGCAAGGCUGACAUCAAGCAGAUCAUGAAGGAAGGAGAAAAGCAGCAAAAAGAGGAUGAGAAAGCCUCCCAGGACAGGUGUGCCAGGCUGGAGCAGGACAUUCAGCGGCUGGGAGCACACUUCAAUGCACUGGUGCUGAAGCAUCGAGCCUCAGAGCUGGUUCUCAGGAAGGAAAAGUGCAAAGUGGAGAUGGAAAUUCAGAAAUGGGUCCAGAAAUACGACACAGACAUGUCAGAAAAACAGGCUGCCUAUGAGGAGCUCCAGGCUGCCUACAAGGAGGAGAAGGAACAGUUGUCCCUGCUGAUGGAGAAACACGCGCUGCUGCUCCAGGAGUACACUGAGAUUGAGGAGGAGCGCAGGAUGCUUAAGGAGAAGGAGGAGGAAGCUGCACAGGAAGAGGCCAGGAGGAACGAUGCUGCCACCUGCAUCCAGGCCUUCUGGAAAGGCUACUUGGUGCGCUCCAUCUACAAGUCAAAACUGAAGAAGGGCAAGGGCAAAGGCAAGGGCAAGAAAUAA